Molecule: messenger RNA, 827 nt
Organism: Amoebophrya sp. A25
Lineage: Eukaryota; Dinophyceae; Syndiniales; Amoebophryaceae
Source: the annotation of a GenBank genome assembly
AUGGAUGACGAGGAUCAAGUACUCCGUUAAUCUGUGAUUCAUAUUCGAUAAUUUUAGGUAUGUGACAUGAAAGAUGAGCGUAAGGACUGAAAGUUCUACAUCUCCUAGCUCUGUCUGUCGUUUUCAUUAUUACCGUUUCGUCUUCUGAAGUAAGUCCAUCUCCUCUAUCACAUCUUUCAUCCCACAUUUAUUCAUCUCAGAACGAGUUCGUGACCGAGCAAGUGCAGGAGAUCGCUAAACACGCGAUUCACCAGACACUCGGAAGCUCGGUUUACAACAAAGAAAAAGUAAAUGUUUGGUGCGGACAAAUAGUGGACAGCUGUCUUAAGGAGCUCGCGAAACUCAACAAGCCGUUCAAGUAUGUAGGUAUUCUUCGGAUUUUUCAUUUACAGUUCGGAUUUUUAUCCAUAGUACGUAGAAGAAACUGUUUGGGUAAAUGAUAUCUUGGAUAAAGGAAUGGCUCCUUCCACAACACUUCAUCCUUCAUCGAUUUCUGUCACACUUUCAUCGCUUGCUCCUACCAUUCAUCGCUUUCAUCGCUCCCUCUCAUACCAGUGACCUGCGUCAUAAUGCAGAAGAACGGUUCACCACUGCACACCGCAGCGACCGCGUUUUGGGACACAAAAACAGACGGUAAGGACUUUUAUUAUUUUUGGUAUCGACAUCAUGCAUUAAAACUGAUGUGAAUCAGAUGUGAAUCCAUUCUUCUUUGUUCUACAAAAGCAAGUAACUACUUCUAUCCUACUCCAUAUUCAGGAUUGUGCUGUAUGCAGGUGGGGAAUGAUACGCUGGACUGUAUCACAACGAUAUAUGCGUGCAUGAUUUAA